UACAUUCAUCCAUUUGGCAGACACUUUAAUCCAAAGUCUGACUUACAAGUUGUAAAUUUUUUAUCAGUGUGUGCAUUCAUCAAUGCUUUAUGAACCUUUACUCAUUCACCUUCACUUUUAUUGUGUGAAUGCGAUGCAUUUGACAGUCAGGGAAUCUUUCAGAAACGGGUUUGUAAGGUCCUGAUGUGGUUGAGAUGACACAGCUCUGUAACCAUAGCGACUCACCCGUCUGCAGACAGUAAUGUUAUGUCUGUAUCAACACUGAUGGCCGUUUAUAAUCCUAUUGAUCCCAGACAGUCUGAAAACAGCACUGGGAAUCUUAUCUUAUCUGUCCUGCAGUCAUGUGUUGAUGUCUUCUGCUACUGAAUGCUAAAGCUUCAUUCAGACUAACAGCAACUAGCAGUAGCACAGCGACGCAAUCUCAUUCAUUUCAAUGGAAGCUUAGCAACUUUCAGCAAUACAAGUGACAUUAACCGUUGGCGACUGAAUGGGAUGUGUCCAGGUGAGCAACAAAGUUGAGAAAAGUUCAACUUUAAGCAAAUAAUGAGUGACAUUCAGGAGUGACCAAUGGAUGAGAGCGAAGCAGUGGAGUUCACGUCAUCCGUCUCUUGUCAGUUACUGGAGUGAAUGGUACUCAUUGUUUAUGACAACCAGAUUUAGAAACACCUCCUAAUGACCUCACUAAAAGAGAUGGGCGACAUACAGCAAGAAAGUGUCUGGUGGUCUGAAUGAGGCUUUAGAAGUGAAAAGCACAUCUAAUGUUCCUCAACAAAACAUCAUUCAUUCAUCCAUAAAUAAAUAACAAUGAAGUCAUUAGGGUUAAAUCCCACAAAACCAUUAAACUUAAGGGCCUGGUUUCACAGACAAGACAAGGCUUAGCUAAAGCCAGGACUAGGUCUUAGUUAAAUUACAAUGUUUAAGCAUCUUUUAUUAACAUGCCUUAGAAAAAGACAUGACUGGUGUGUAUCUUGAGACAAAUCAAUGGAACUGGCAUAUUUAAAGAUCUGUCCGUGGAAUUGAUUUUUAGUUAAGACCCCUCAAACACGUGUACAGUAGGUCUAGGACUAAAAGCCUUGUCUAUGAAACCAAGGGAAAAUGUAUUUCAGCUUCAGAUGAAAGACAAGAGGUCAAAGGUGGUAUCACCGGCAAAAAGACUGAACGCAACGGCUCGCCCGAUGACCUUUCCUAUUAACUGCACCGAAGCAAAACUUUUCCAAGGUCACAUGUGGUUUUCUGAGGGAUGCACUUCAUGAGUUCACAGUGUUUAAAGGUAAUAAGGAAGUAUUUUCGCAAUGUGUCAAAAGAGCCCUGAGCAAGUUCCCAUUCCAGCUGGCUUUCCAUUAACUUUCAUCAUCAGAGAAAUAACUCAUGUCUGUUAAACACAUCAGCUUUCUUUCUCAUGAGCUAUGAAUAUCAUUGAAAAACAUCUCAGAAAAUCUAAAACACACCAAUAUCUCAGCAUUAACAUGUGAAUGUUCGGCCUGUACAUCAAAGCAAUAACCCUCAUAAACCAGUCAACGCUUGAUAGUCUCUUCAGUGAAAGUUCAGUCUGAAAUAUUAAUAGUUAUAACCUGAGUCAUCAGGGUUUUUAUCUGCUAUUGGAGUUUAUUAUCACCUGUUAAUUUUUAAACACGCCACCUUUGAUGAAGCAAGGACAUUUUUACCCCCAUUUCACACCCACCAAAACAACACCAUCAAGUGCAUCAACAGAAUAAACCAAUCAGCAUCUAGCUGUGAACUCCAGCUAUAUAAAAGUGUCACAUAAUCCCAGAAACAUUCACACCACAUCGACUUCUCCUCCAUCUGUGGUCCAGAAAGAGUCUUAAUCAAUCUGGACAUAUUCACAGCAUCUCAAAGUCGUGUAGUGUUUGACUAAAGUCACUCUCAGAUGAUGGAGAAUCCAGGUUUUGAGAGGUCUAAAGAUGAUCCUCCGCAGUACGAAGAGACAUCUUUCACCAGUAACGGCUUCAGGAACGGAGAUCAUCGGGCCGUACGUCCGUCGGUCGUCAGCGCGUUUGGCCACGACACUUUGGAUCGAGUGCCGAGAAUCGACUUCUAUCGUAACCCGGCGAGUCUCAGUGGACACAGAGUGUUGAGACCGUCUCUACAGGAGCUCCAUGAUGUUUUUCAAAAGAACCUUAAUGAUGUAAACACGGGCGAGAGCAGCGAGGUGGGUGACAGUUCAGUGCUGGGCGAUGUGGAAUCGGUCGUCCCGCUGGAAGACAAGAAGGAAGAAGGUGUAGUUAAAUUCGGCUGGAUCAAAGGCGUUCUGGUGAGAUGUAUGCUGAAUAUCUGGGGUGUGAUGCUUUUCAUUCGUCUAUCAUGGGUGUUUGGACAAGCAGGAAUCGGAUUGGGGAUUGUGGUGGUUUUAUUGAGUAUAGUGGUGACCAGUGUGACCUGUCUGUCUAUGUCAGCCAUAUGUACCAAUGGUAUCGUACGAGGAGGUGGAGCGUAUUAUCUGAUAUCUCGCAGUCUUGGCCCUGAGUUUGGAGGAUCCAUCGGUCUGAUCUUUGCUUUUGCUAAUGCUGUUGCUGUGGCGAUGUACGUCGUGGGCUUUUCUGAAACUGUGGUGGAUCUGCUCAAGGAGAAUGACGCCAUUAUGGUGGACCCAGUUAAUGACAUCAGAAUUAUUGGAUGUAUAACUGUGGUUCUGUUGUUGGGAAUCUCUGUGGCUGGAAUGGAAUGGGAAGUCAAGGCUCAGAUAAUCCUGUUGGUCAUUUUGCUGCUGGCCAUUGGUAAUGUAUUUGUUGGAACUGUAAUUCCCUCCACCCAAGACAAGCGGUCUAAAGGCUUCUUUAACUAUCGAGAAUCCAUCGCAAAGGAAAACUUUCUACCGGACUUCCGUGAUGGAGAAACGUUCUUCUCGGUUUUUGCCAUUUUUUUCCCAGCAGCCACAGGGAUUUUAGCCGGAGCAAACAUCUCUGGUGAUCUGAAAGAUCCUCAGGAUUCGCUUCCUAAAGGAACCCUGCUGGCCAUCUUUAUCACAGGAUUGACAUACCUGGGCAUCGCUGUGUGUGUUGCUGCCACAGUCGUUCGAGAUGCGACCGGUAACCGCAAUGACACGAUUAUACCAGGAAUGACUUGUAACUUCUCUUCAGCGUGUGAAUUCGGCUACGACUUCUCUGUCUGUGAAAACACCAAAUGCAACUACGGCCUCAUGAACAACUUUCAGGUCAUGACUUUGGUGUCUGGAUUUGGACCUCUGAUCACAGCAGGAACGUUCUCAGCGACCCUCUCUUCUGCUCUCGCAUCUCUCGUCAGCGCUCCCAAAGUCUUCCAGGCACUGUGCAAAGAUAACAUCUACAAAGCUCUCAAGUUCUUUGCCAAAGGUCACGGGAAAAACAACGAACCAAUCCGAGGAUAUGUGUUGACCUUCCUCAUUGCUGUGGCCUUCAUUCUCAUUGCUGAACUCAACACCAUCGCACCCAUCAUUUCCAACUUCUUUCUGGCCUCAUACGCUCUCAUCAACUUCUCCUGUUUCCAUGCUUCAUAUGCCAAAUCUCCAGGUUGGAGGCCGGCGUAUAAAUACUAUAACAUGUGGUUGUCUUUAUUCGGAGCGGUUCUUUGCUGCGCUGUGAUGUUUGUCAUUAACUGGUGGGCAGCGCUUGUCACCUACGGCAUUGAGUUCUUUCUUUAUAUUUAUGUUACUGUGAAGAAACCAGAUGUGAAUUGGGGUUCAUCGACUCAAGCAGUGACAUUUGUGAAUGCAGUGGACAACGCUUUGACUUUAUUGGGUGUAGACGAUCACAUCAAAAACUUCAGACCUCAGUGUCUCGUGCUGACCGGAUCUCCCAGAACUCGACCAGCACUGUUGGAUGUGGCACAUUCAUUCACCAAGAAUUAUGGCUUGUGUUUGACCUGUGAAGUCUUUCUGGGUCCACGUGACAACAAUCUGUCUGAAAUCAGUGCUGCUGUUCAGAAGAAUCAGCUGUGGCUCAACCAACAAAAGCGCAAAGCAUUUUACACGGCUGUAGUGCGAGAGAACCUGCGGGACGGAGCAGAAACUCUGAUGCAGGCAUCUGGGCUCGGCAGAAUGAAGCCAAACACGGUGAUGUUGGGAUUUAAACAGAAUUGGAGGACAGCUGAUCGACAGGAAGUCCAAAGCUAUGUAGGAAUUCUGCAUGAUGCCUUUGAUUUCGAGCAAGGGACCGUGAUAUUGAGAAUAAGUCAAGGAUUGGACAUUUCACAUAUCCUUAAAGCAGAAGAGGAGUUGGAGCGUCUGAUCAUGGAGCAGCAUGCGCUGGAGAUGGAGGAGAACGAUUUUCAGCCUCAGGGAGGAAAAUGGUUCUUCAAGAGGUCCAAAAAAACCUCCACAAAAGAACUGACCAACAAAGUUUCUCUUGACGUUCCUCAAUCGUGUGAUCUGGCUAAGAUGAACCAGCGUCUCAUGGAGGCCAGCAGUCAGUUCAAGAAGAAACAGGACAAAGGGACGAUAGACGUUUGGUGGCUGUUUGAUGACGGAGGUCUGACGCUUCUGCUACCUCACAUCCUCACCACACGAAAGAAAUGGAGGGACUGUAAACUCCGAAUCUUCAUCGCCGGACAGUCUGAACGUAUUGAACAAGACAAAGAAGAAAUGCAGUCACUACUGAAGAAAUUCAGGAUCAAAUGUGAUGAGUUCAAAGUUAUAACAGAUAUGAACGUGAGACCCAGCACAGAGAGCUGGAAAGCCUUUAAGGACGUGAUCGAGCCGUUCCGGUUACAUGAAGGAUCAAAAGAGACGAGUCAAGCUGAAGCUUUGAGAAAAGAGCAUCCCUGGAAGAUCACAGACGCUGAACUUGAUUCCUUCGAUGAAAAGACAAAGCUGCAGGUGCGUUUGAAUGAACUUCUGCAGGAGAGCUCACGCGCUGCCAAACUCAUUGUGGUGAGUUUACCCAUCGCUCGUAAAGGUUCAGUCUCUGAUCAUCUCUACAUGGCCUGGCUCGAGGCGCUCACAAAGAACCUGCCACCUACAAUCCUGAUCCGAGGAAACCACCAGAGCGUCCUGACCUUUUAUUCCUGAAGCAGUCAACUACUUCCUGUUAACCUUUCACCAAUACACUGCUUGUUUCACAUAUUAUUUUUUACACAGAAGUAAGAAGGUAUUUAUUAGUACAUAGCAACACUGAUCAUCACCUUGUAGUUGAUGUGCUUGCACUGGAUCGGUGUUUCUUAACCGGGGAGCUGAGGCCUAAAUGAGUUAAGAUAUUUCAUAGUGGUUGGUUAUUUUUAUACAGCUUUUUUUUAGUUAUGCUAUCUAAGUGAAACUAUAAAGGGCUUGAAGUUGAAUGGGUUGAGAUCCACUGAUCUGAUUUGUGGUAAUGUGUAGCUAUAGCAACAAUCACAUUUGAUUCGUGCACAGCAGUGCACACACAAUAUAAACGCGUCAAUAUAUUAUCAAAUGAUUUAGUACGAUCAGAUAUCAGAUUUUAACAGUUAUUCUUUUGUAAAUAUGUUAACUAAUGCUUUAUUGUUAUGUUACAUUGCCAAUCUUGUUUAUAUGUAUGCGGUACUGGGACAGAUAUACUGUGAAAUUAUUUCAUGCUACAUUCUUAUUCAAUGAUAUUAAAGUUUUAUUUAUGAUUAUUUAAAGAUAAUUAAUAAAUACAUUUUUGAAAAAUACAUCUGAG
This is a messenger RNA of Paramisgurnus dabryanus, 5609 nucleotides long. RefSeq names its product solute carrier family 12 member 1 (gene slc12a1). The record is from RefSeq and is a predicted model, not a curated record. Gene Ontology annotation, cellular component: apical plasma membrane. NCBI's taxonomy places the organism in Eukaryota, Metazoa, Chordata, Actinopteri, Cypriniformes, Cobitidae. Gene Ontology annotation, molecular function: sodium:potassium:chloride symporter activity. Gene Ontology annotation, biological process: chloride ion homeostasis; cell volume homeostasis; sodium ion transmembrane transport.